AUGGAAGCUCAGUGCUUCCGGCUUCGAGUUCCAGUAGAACAAACGUGCAAGAGACUCCUCGGCUUGGAAACUCUUCAGACCGGGGAAAGGCUGCCGAUGUGUCCCAGGAGGGGAAGGGCAGGAGGAGCACAGCUGUGCGGGGCGGCGGGUGUUUCACAUGCAUCUCUAAAGAUGAGCUUCCUAAAGUGUAAAAAGGCAGGGGAAAGACACAUUUCCCAAGGCCUGGGGCCAGUGCGGGGACAAACGCAAGGCUGGCGUGCGUGCAUUGCGGGUUCCGCGCGCCAUCUGGUGGCUUCGGGCUGGCAUUGGGCGCACCAUCCGGGCUUUCACCCCAUUGACAGAGACUUCAUAGAAGGAACCCAUUGUGGGCGUUUAAGUUCUGUUGGAAGUGAUCACCAGGAGGACACCAAGGGCCAGAUGUUCCAAAUUCCACUCCUUAUCCUACAGUUGGACACUGAAAGCCUCAGGUCUAACCAGGAUGAUCAAGUCUGGGCAACAGUGAAUGUCAGUUUCAAGGCAGAAAUGAUGGUGGUGACCACUCAGGAGGAGGCCUCUAACCCUGGAAAGAGUGAGGUGGUCAAAACUAAUGGAGCUAUAGGUCCAGAGAGCACUCUGUGAUCAGGCAGGAAGGAACAGAGGAGAAUUGUGGCAGAGAUUGCUGCCCACAUUGGUGAAUCAGAAAAGUGCUGUUGUGGGAAAUAUUCCAGGAGAGAAGACAGUGCAAACAUGUUGACCGUGCAGGCGGGGCUGGGCCAGGCGGACGCCCUGACGCGCAAGCGAGCGCGCUACCUACUGCAGAGGGCGGUAGAGGUGUCGGCGGAGCUGGGGACCGACUGCACCUGCGGGCCCCAGGAAGGAAACGGCCCAAGUCUGUUUUGGUGGUCUGAGAAGAAAAAAGAUGAACUUCUAAAGUUUUGGGAAAAUUAUAUUUUAAUUAUGGAGACUUUAGAAGGAAAUCAGAUACAUGUUAUAAAGCCAGUUUUACCAAAGCUAAACAAUCUGUUUGAAUAUGCGGUGUCAGAGGAAAAUGGAUGUUGGCUCUUUCACCCAUCCUGGCAUAUGUGUAUUUAUAAAAGAAUGUUUGAAAGUGAAAACAAAAUCCUGACCAAAGAAGGUGUUAUCCAUUUUUUGGAGCUGUAUGAAACAAAGAUUCUUCCAUUUUCACCAGAAUUUUCUGAGUUUAUUAUUGGACCAUUAAUGGAUGCACUUUCAGAGAGCUCUCUGUAUAGCAGGUCCCCAGGCCAGCCGAUAGGAAGCUGUUCUCCAUUGGGACUGAAAUUACAGAAGUUUUUAGUCACGUAUAUUUCUCUUCUUCCAGGAGACAUAAAGAGUAACUUCCUAUUGAAGUUUAUUCGGAAGAUGACAAGUAGGCAUUGGUGUGCUAUUCCCAUUUUGUUUCUAUCUAAGGCUUUGGCAAAUGUCCCAAAAUAUAAGGCCCUGGGUAUAGAUGGGCUUCUUGCUCUCAGGGAUGUUAUUCACUGCACUAUGAUCACACAUCAGAUUCUCCUGAGAGGGGCAGCCCAAUGCUACCUUCUUCAAACAGCUAUGAAUUUGCUAGAUGUGGAGAAAGUGUCACUUUCUGAUGUCUCAACUUUUCUCAUGUCUCUGAGACAAGAGGAAUCCUUAGGACGAGGAACUUCAUUGUGGACAGAGCUGUGUGACUGGCUACGUGUUAAUGAAAGCUAUUUUAAGCCAUCCCCAAUGUGUAGCUCCAUUGGACUUCACAAGACAUCUUUAAAUGCUUAUGUGAAGAGCCUUAUUCAAGAGUAUGUUAAGUCAUCUGCUUGGGAAACAGGAGAAAACUGCUUUAUGCCUGAUUGGUUUGAAGCCAAGCUUGUUUCUUUGAUGGUCUUGCUGGCUGUGGAUGUGGAAGGAAUGAAGACUCAAUAUAGUGGAAAGCAGAGAACAGAGAAUGUAUUGCGGAUAUUCUUAGAUCCUCUUCUGGAUGUGCUUAUGAAGUUUGGUGCCAAUGCCUACAUGCCCUUGCUGAAGACUGACAGAUGCCUCCAGUUGCUGUUGAAGCUGUUGAACACAUGCAGGUUGAAAGGUUCCAGUACCCGGGAUGAUGAGGUGUUUACUGUUCUUCAGAACUUUGUCAUGUCUACUACAGAGAGCAUUUCUGAAUUUAUUCUCAGACGACUUACUAUGAAUGAGCUAAAUAGUGUUUCAGAUCUGGACCGUUGCCAUUUAUACCUGAUGGUGUUAACUGAGCUUAUAAAUCUGCAUCUGAAGGUUGGGUGGAAAAGGGGUAACCCUAUUUGGAGAGUUAUUUCUCUUUUGAAAAAUGCGUCCAUUCAGCAUCUUCAAGAGACGGACAGUGGACAGGAGCCAACACUUGGAAAUCAGAUUCAGAGAGUAGUGAGCAUGGCUGCCUUGGCCAUGGUGUGUGAGGCCAUAGACCAGAAGCCUGAGCUGCAGCUGGACUCUCUCCAUGCUGGGCCCCUGGAAAGCUUCCUUUCCUCUCUUCAGCUCAAUCAGACGCUGCAGAAGCCCCACGCAGAGGAGCAGAGCAGUUAUGCUCAUCCCUCGGAGUGUACCAGUGUUUUAGAAGAAUCGUCAUCUUCCCAAGGAUGGGGAAAAAUAGUUGCACAAUAUAUUCAUGAUCAAUGGGUGUGCCUCUCUUUCCUGUUGAAAAAAUAUCACACCCUUAUACCAAGCACAGGGAGUGAAAUUCUGGAACCAUUUCUGCCUGCCGUUCAGAUGCCAAUCAGGACUUUGCAGUCUGCAUUAGAAGCCCUCACAGUUCUUUCUUCUGAUCAAGUUUUACCAGUGUUCCAUUGCUUGAAAGUGUUGGUUCCCAAGCUUCUGACCUCCUCUGAAUCACUCUGCAUGGAGUCUUUUGACAUGGCUUGGAAAAUUAUAUCUUCUUUAAGCAACACUCAGCUGAUAUUCUGGCCUAAUUUAAAAGCUUUUGUUCAGUUUGUUUUUGAUAACAAAGUUCUUACCAUUGCUGCCAAAAUCAAGGGCCAGGCAUAUUUCAAAAUAAAAGAGAUUAUGUACAAGAUAAUUGAAAUGUCUGCUAUAAAGACUGGAGUCUUCAACACACUGAUAAGUUACUGCUGUCAGUCUUGGAUAGUGUCUGCUUCAAAUGUGUCCCAAGGAUCUUUAUCAAGUGCUAAAAAUUACAGCGAACUUAUCCUUGAGGCUUGUAUAUUUGGAACUGUGUUUAGGCGUGAUCAGAGACUUGUUCAGGAUGUGCAGACCUUCAUAGAAAACCUUGGACAUGACUGUGCGGCAAAUAUUGUUAUGGAAAAUACUAAGAGAGAAGACCAUUAUGUGAGAAUUUGUGCCAUCAAAUUCCUGUGUUUAUUAGAUGGCUCCAAUAUGUCCCAUAAGUUGUUUAUGGAGGAUCUUGCAAUCAAGCUAUUAGAUAAAGAUGAAUUCGUGUCCAAGUCCAAAAAACGCUACUAUGUGAAUUCUCUACAGCACAGAGUGAAAAACCGCAUAUGGCAGACUCUGCUUGUACUUUUCCCUAGACUCGAUCAGAAUUUCUUGAAUGGAAUUAUUGACAGGAUUUUUCAGGCUGGUUUCACCAACAAUCAAGCAUCCAUAAAAUAUUUUAUAGAAUGGAUUAUUAUAUUGAUUCUUCAUAAAUUCCCUCAGUUUCUUCCAAAGUUCUGGAAUUGUUUUUCUUAUGGUGAAGAAAAUCUUAAAACAAGCAUUUGUACAUUUUUAGCAGUUUUAUCACAUUUGGACGUUGUUACUCAAAACAUUCCAGAAAAGAAACUAAUUCUGAAGCAAGCCCUUAUUGUUGUGCUGCAGUGGUGCUUCAAUCACAAUUUUAGUGUUCGACUGUAUGCUUUAGUCGCUCUUAAGAAACUCUGGACUGUGUGUAAAGUGUUAAGUGUAGAAGAAUUUGAUGCCCUGACUCCUGUGAUUGAAUCCAGCCUCCAUCAAGUGGAAAGCAUGCACGGGGCAGGGAAUGCCAAGAAGAAUUGGCAGCGCAUUCAAGAGCAUUUCUUUUUUGCAACAUUUCACCCACUCAAGGAUUAUUGUCUAGAGACCAUAUUUUACAUCCUUCCACGCCUUUCAGGCCUUAUUGAAGAUGAGUGGAUCACCAUUGAUAAAUUUACCAGAUUCACUGAUGUUCCUUUAGAUGCGGGAUUUCAGUGGUACCUUUCUCAAACUCAACUUAGUAAACUAAAACCAGGUGACUGGUCUCAGCAGGACAUAGGUACUAAUUUGGUCGAAGCAGAUAACCAAGCAGAGUGGACCGACGUUCAGAAGAAGAUUAUCCCGUGGAACAAUCGUGUUCCCGACUUAGACCUGGAGCUCCUGUUUCAGGAUCGUGCUGCCAGACUUGGAAAGUCAAUUAGUAGACUCAUCGUCGUGGCCUCGCUCAUCGACAAACCAACCAAUUUAGGAGGACUGUGCAGGACCUGUGAGGUAUUUGGGGCUUCGGCGCUCGUUGUUGGCAGCCUUCAGUGUAUCAGCGACAAACAGUUCCAGCACCUCAGCGUCUCCGCGGAACAGUGGCUUCCUCUAGUGGAGGUAAAACCACCUCACCUAAUUGAUUAUCUGCAACAGAAGAAAACAGAAGGUUAUACCAUCAUUGGAGUGGAACAAACUGCCAAAAGUUUAGACCUAACCCAAUAUUGCUUUCCUGAGAAAUCUCUACUCUUGUUGGGAAAUGAACGUGAGGGAAUUCCAGCAAAUCUGAUCCAGCAGUUGGACGUUUGUGUGGAAAUUCCUCAACAGGGCAUUAUCCGCUCCCUGAAUGUCCACGUGAGUGGCGCCCUGCUGAUCUGGGAGUACACCAGGCAGCAGCUGCUCUCGCACGGAGACGCCAAGCCAUGAUGUGCCUUCCUCAGUGAAGCGCUGGUGCUGUUCAAACCUUUUUUUAAAAAACUAUUUGGACUAAAGAAACAGAUUCUGAAAUUUACUGUGAUAAUUUGUAUUUCUUUUUUCUUGCAAUUUAAUGCCAAAAGUUUGCCAUGUGCCUUAAACAUAAUACUAUAUAUUUUCCCCUUUAAUAAACACUUUUUGUUAAAUUGUAUUCUUCCAUUAAUAAAAUAUUUUAAGCAGUUGUGGAAAUAAAA
Messenger RNA from Mandrillus leucophaeus (drill), 5039 nucleotides. RefSeq names its product TAR (HIV-1) RNA binding protein 1 (gene TARBP1). The transcript has 34 exons. Gene Ontology annotation, molecular function: tRNA (guanine) methyltransferase activity; RNA binding. The record is from RefSeq and is a predicted model, not a curated record. NCBI's taxonomy places the organism in Eukaryota, Metazoa, Chordata, Mammalia, Primates, Cercopithecidae. Gene Ontology annotation, biological process: tRNA methylation.